Jaculus jaculus (lesser Egyptian jerboa) is the source of this 1405-nucleotide messenger RNA. RefSeq names its product apolipoprotein A4 (gene Apoa4). The transcript is spliced from 3 exons. NCBI's taxonomy places the organism in Eukaryota, Metazoa, Chordata, Mammalia, Rodentia, Dipodidae. Gene Ontology annotation, biological process: very-low-density lipoprotein particle remodeling; phospholipid efflux; reverse cholesterol transport. The record is from RefSeq and is a predicted model, not a curated record. Gene Ontology annotation, cellular component: high-density lipoprotein particle; blood microparticle; chylomicron. Gene Ontology annotation, molecular function: phospholipid binding; phosphatidylcholine-sterol O-acyltransferase activator activity; cholesterol binding. Bases 79 to 1245 code for a protein of 388 amino acids.
CACAGGCGAACUGUCCUGUUCUCUCGGACUGCAGGAAGGAUCCGGCCAACAGUGCCCCUGCCUACUGAGGAGCCCAGGAUGUUCCUGAAGGUGGUGGCGCUCACCCUGGCCCUGGUGGCUGUCACCGGAGCCCGGGCUGAGGUCAGUGCAGACCAGGUAGCCACUGUGAUGUGGGACUACUUCACCCAGCUGAGCAGCAAUGCCAAGGAGGCUGUGGAACAACUCCAGAAGUCGGACAUCACCCAGCAGCUGAACACCCUCUUCCAGGACAAACUUGGGGACGUGAAUACAUACACAAGUGACUUGCAGAAGCAGCUGGUGCCCAUUGCCACAGAGCUGCAGGAACACCUGACCAAGAACUCAGAGAAGCUGAAGGGGGAGAUUCAAAAGGAGCUGGAGGACCUGCGUGCCCGCCUGAUGCCCCACACCAACAAAGUGAGCCAGAUGAUUGGUGACAAAGUGCGGGAGCUGCAGCAGCACCUGGAGCCCUACGCUCAGGAGCUGCACACCCAGGUCAACACACAGACAGAGGAAAUGAGGCGCCAACUGACUCCCUACAUGCAGCGUAUGGAGACCUCAGUGCGGGAGAAUGUGGACAACCUGCAGGCUUCCCUGAUGCCCUAUGUCAAUGAGUUCAAGGACAAGAUCGACAGGAACGUCGAGGAGCUCAAAAGGAACCUUGUGCCCCGUGCCAACGAGCUCAAGGCUAAAAUCGACCAGAAUGUGGAGGAGCUGCGCCACAACCUGGCCCCCUUUGCAAAGGAAGCGCAAGACAAGCUCAAUCACCAGCUGGAGGGCCUGGCCUUCCAGAUGAAGAAGAACGCCGAGGAGCUCCAGGCCAAGAUCUCUGCCAACGCUGACCAGCUGUGGCAGAAACUGAACCCUUUGGUGAAGGACGUGCACAGCAAGCUGCAGGGCAACACGGAGGGGCUGCAGCAGUCGCUGGCAGAGCUGAGCAGCCAGCUGGACCAGCAGGUGGAAGAGUUCAGGCUCAAUGUGGAGUCCUAUGGCGAGAUGGUCAACAGAGCUUUGGUACAGCAGAUGGAGCAGUUCAGGCAGCAGCUGGGCCCCUAUGCGGGGGACAGGGUAAACCACCUGAGCUUCCUGGAGAAAGACCUGCGCGACAAGGUCAGCUCCUUCUUCAGCGCCCUGCAGAAGAAGGAGGAGAGCCGGGAGAAGCCCUUAGCCCUCCCGCUCCCAGAGCAGGUCCAAGAGCCGGGCCUACUCAGCCCUCAGCAGAGCUGAGCUGUCCCUGGUGUCCUGGCCUCACCAAGGCAGACACCUGCCCCGCCCUGCCACCUGUCUGCCGGUCUGUCACUAAGCACUUCUGGUAUGAGCUUGAGGACACAUGUCCGGUGGAAAGUGAUGCCCCUUAUGGCUACCCAAUAAAGUUGCUGAGAAAUUA